Molecule: messenger RNA, 663 nt
Organism: Prunus armeniaca (apricot)
Lineage: Eukaryota; Viridiplantae; Streptophyta; Magnoliopsida; Rosales; Rosaceae
Source: the annotation of a GenBank genome assembly
AUGGAGACUCAAAAGUAUCCUGUUGUCCCUGGGCAUGAGAUUGCAGGCAUUGUAAAAGAGGUGGGUUCCAAUGUUCAGCGCUUCAAAGUUGGUGACCAUAUGGGAGUGGGAACUCAUGUCAACUCAUGCAGAGAUUGUGAGUACUGCAACGACAGAUUUAAUGGUGUUGGUGUUGAUGGUACAAUCGCAAAAGGAGGAUACUCCAGUCAUAUAGUUGUCCAUGAAGGGUACUGCUUCAACAUACCAGAAAACUAUCCAUUGGCUUCGGCAGCUCCUCUACUUUGUGCUGGAAUUACUGUUUAUGCUUCGAUGGCAUUUGGUUUGAAUGUAACAAUUUUCAGCACUAGCAUAUCCAAGAAAGAGGAAGCUUUAAGUCAGCUGGGUGCAGAUAACUUUGUGGUCUCAUCUGACAGAAAUCAGAUGAAGGCCCUGGUGAAGUCAGUAGACUUUAUAAUUGAUAUAGCAUCUGGUGAUCACCCUUUUGAUCCAUACGCAGAACUAUUGAAACUGGUGGAGUUCUGGUCUUAUGGUGGGAUUCCCCAUGUAACAGGUGGAACAAAGGAUAUCCAAGAAAUGAUAGAUUUCUUUGCUUCAAAUGGAAUUCAUCCAAUGAUUGAAAAAUUUCAAUUCAAUCUGCAAAUGAAGCUAUUGAGAGGCUACUAA